AACCAUCUAUCUAUCUCAUUUCGGCCAGCCACGCACUUAGACUUAUACGUUCAUUUAAUUGUGGUGCGCUGCCGCUCUCAUCAUCAUGGUUGGACAGAAGAAGCCUGCGAAGGGGAAGAAGAUCCCCAAAGGAAAGAAGGUAGCUCCCACCCCCGCAGCUCUCAUUGAUGCUGCUGGUGGAUCAUCUGCCAAAAAAGCUCAAAAGGAGGAGAAGGAGAGAGUUGUCAAUCCUCUGUUCGAGAAGCGACCUCGUAACACGAGCAAGCCCAAACGUGACUGGGCCAAGAGGGAUCUGACCCGCUUCACUAAGUGGCCUCGCUACAUCACCCUUCAGAGGCAGAAGGCCCUACUCCUGCAGAGGCUUAAGGUGCCUCCUCCAGUGUACCAGUUCAACAAGCGCCAGACGCUGGACAGUCAUCAAGCUCGUGAAGUGUUGGCUCUCCUCAAUAAGUAUAAACCCGAGACCAAGCUCGCAGCUAAGCUCCGCCUCAAGAAGCAGGCCGAGGAGCAGGCUGCGGGUAAGGACGUUAUUUCCAAGAAGAAGCCUCUGGUCGUCCAACAAGGCAUCAACAAAGUUACGACUUUGGUCGAACAGAAGAAAGCCAAACUCGUGGUCAUCGCCCAUGAUGUUGAUCCGAUUGAGAUUGUGCUGUUCCUGCCCGCCCUGUGCCGCAAGAUGGGAGUUCCUUAUUGUAUCCUGAAGAGCAAGGCAAGACUUGGAACUGUUGUUCGUAGGAAGACCUGCACUGCGGUUGCCCUGACAGAGGUCGAGUCCGCUGACAAGAACAACCUUGCGAAGCUCAUCGAUGUGAUCAAGUCCCACUACAACGAUCGCUUCGACGACAUCCGCAGGAGCUGGGGAGGUGGCGCUCUCUCACGCAAGGCUUUGGCCCGCAAGCAGAAGCUCGAGAAGGCCAAGGCGAAAGAGACCAAAAAGGCAGAGAAAGCAGCCUUGCUGGCAUAAAUUGCGAGACUUGCA
This is a messenger RNA of Hyalella azteca, 979 nucleotides long. RefSeq names its product 60S ribosomal protein L7a (gene RpL7A). The transcript has 6 exons. The record is from RefSeq and is a predicted model, not a curated record. Bases 86 to 964 code for a protein of 292 amino acids. Gene Ontology annotation, biological process: ribosome biogenesis. NCBI's taxonomy places the organism in Eukaryota, Metazoa, Arthropoda, Malacostraca, Amphipoda, Hyalellidae. Gene Ontology annotation, cellular component: ribonucleoprotein complex.